AUGGUGAACUUUCUUUCAGUAACUUGCGCCAAGUCUCCGCGGCAGGUGAUCAAUAUUCUCAACUACGAGAGCGGCGAGAUCGACAUCAUCCUGGCUGAGGUUGAUCUGCCGGUCUCCAAGUGCCUCAAGAUGCUCAAGUACAUUGCCAGGAACAAGGACCUGCGCCACAUCCCCAUCAUCAUGAUGUCCAACAGAGAUGAGGUGUCUGUUGUUGUCAAGUGCUUGCGGCUUGGUGCGGCCGAGUACCUGGUGAAGCCGCUGCGCACGAAUGAGCUGCUGAACCUCUGGACCCAUGUGUGGCGGCGGAGACGGAUGCUUGGUUUGCCCGAGAAAAACUUCUUCAAUGACAACUUGGAGUUGGUGCUCUCAGAACCUAGUGAUGCCAAUACCAAUAGCACCACCCUCCUCUCAGACGAGACUGACGAUAGGCCUAAAGAAAAUAUGAAUCAAGAAACAGGCACCUCAAAUCAACUUGAAUACGAGUCUAAUCCUUCUGUCACUGAGCCUGACCAGAGAGACAAGAUGGAGGGUGUACCAGGCUCUGUCCUAGAUGCCAGUCAAGCAUCCUCUCCGGGAAGAAUGUUUUCACGCCCUAUAAAAACAAACCUGAGGAUUGCUGAGUCAUCUGCAUUUCUAGCAUAUGUUAAGGCAAGCACACCAACCACCAGCUCAUUUGAUAGCGAAUUACAAAGAGGUGGCAGUCGGUUAGAUUCUUUGGAUAACCAGUUUAAUCCUGCUGGCAUGAAUAUGCACUUAAGUUCAAGUCACUUACCGACGCAAAAUGUGUGGUCAUCGGCAUCAAGCACACCAAUGCCUGAGGAAACAUGCAAUCGCUCUGAAAGGAGGGCUGCAGCACUUGCCAAAUUCAGGCAAAAAGGAAAGAGCGCUGCUUUGACAAGAAGGUGA
Miscanthus lutarioriparius is the source of this 906-nucleotide messenger RNA. Lineage: Eukaryota; Viridiplantae; Streptophyta; Magnoliopsida; Poales; Poaceae. The record is from the annotation of a GenBank genome assembly.